AUGGACCCUCCCAGGAGGCCGGGGCCCAGCGAGCCUCGCCAACCCCAGCAGCCCCGGGGCCGCCGGCUUCACUGCCCCCUCAGCCUCCGUGACCUGGCGCUGCUGGUGGCCAUGCUGGGGGCGCUGCUGGCCAUCGCCGCCCGGGGCUACAUGGACUUCAGGGAGGCCCAGGCCGAGGCGCUGCGGGUGGCUGCACAGAAGUAUCUGGGGAAGGAUGGAUUCUUUCUCUUCUCCUCUCUGGAUACAGACAAAGACAUGUCCAUCAGUCUUGAAGAGUUCAAGCCUGAUGCUAAGAAAUUGAUAGCAGCCACAUCUGUCAGCAUCCUUGAGGAGGAAGUGUCUCAGAAAUUUCCACUUGACCUCAGUGAGGAGAAAUUUUCUGUGAUGGCCAGAUUCCAGCCUCUGCUCCAAGAGACUAUGUCUAAGAGCAAAAAUGGAUUCCUGAAGGUUUCUCAUCUCACUCUAUCUGGACUUCGAAACUGGACCGUCCCUGAUGAAGUGCUCCGCCUGUUCUCAGCCCGACAGUUUGUCAUCUUCCUGCCACCAAAGGAGGAUCUGAAGCUGGGAGAGCCCUGGUGGAUUAUCCCCAAUGAAAUUAAAGAACUUCUCCCUUCCAAUCGCUUCUAUCCACCAAGGUUCAAAAGAAAAGAGGCCUUGAUCUAUAAACUCCUGAGCAUGUUCCACCCAAGGCUGUUUGUGAAGACCCGCUUUGGCCCUCAGGGUACAGUGGCCUGCCUUAUGGCCACCAGUAACUUCUACUACACUGUGGCCUUCAGGAUCCAUGCUGAGUUCCAGCUCAACGAACCACCACUCUUCCCCUUCUGGUUCACUCCAGGACAAUUCACUGGGUACAUCAUUCUCUCCAAAGACUCCUCCCAUGUCCGAGAUUUCAAGCUCUUUGUGCCCAAUCACAAGCCUCUGAACGUGGAAAUGGAAUGGCUUUACCAGUAUGAAGAAAAUGGCACCUCCAGUAGUGAACUGGACAUGGAUAUUGGCUACCUUCCUCAGAUGGAGCUGGAGUCCUGGGGACCCUCAGCAUCAACUGAGAUUCACAAGAAUGGCAAAAUAACCUACAGAAGACUUUGUGAGCAGUCCAGCCAGUUUGUCUUUGAGGACAUUGUGUGGCAGCAGGAGAUAAGCUGGGAGAAGGCAGCCCGGCAGCUAGAAAUUGCCAUGUACCCCUUCCUGAAGGUCACCUACUUGCCUCUUGUAAAAGCUUUCGAACGAGCCAGGACUGAAAACAAGCUGGUACACUCCAUCGUGCUCUGGGGAUCCCUAGAUGAUCAGUCUUGCUUUGGUCCUGGGCAGGAUCUGCGAGACAUAAUAUUGGGAGAUUCUCUGAUCCUCACACUUCUCAAGUACAGUUUUAUCAGCAGUUGGUCUCAGGUGCAUGAGCUGAAUGAGAUUCAGAACAACCAAGAUGAUGAAUCUCACAAAAAGUUGGCUAAACUCCUCCUGGAGAAAUACACCUCCCCUGUGAAGAUGCUUCUCUGCCUGCCCAAUGGGACUGUGGUGCACGACACAAGUGUCGAUGAGCUAUACCAAGCCUCAAAGGAAAGGAGUCAUAGAUUCGUGCACCCUGUAAUGCUGUAUGAACAGUUCCUGCAGGAAGGUCUUUUCCGAGCUCAGCCCUUUCUUCACAGAAAGGGGGGAAGUUUAUUUUAA
Messenger RNA from Trichosurus vulpecula (common brushtail), 1665 nucleotides. Its product is annotated as selenoprotein N-like. Gene Ontology annotation, biological process: skeletal muscle fiber development; calcium ion homeostasis. The transcript has 12 exons. The coding region runs from base 1 to 1665 and encodes 554 amino acids. The record is from RefSeq and is a predicted model, not a curated record. Lineage: Eukaryota; Metazoa; Chordata; Mammalia; Diprotodontia; Phalangeridae. Gene Ontology annotation, cellular component: endoplasmic reticulum membrane.